CCUCCUCAUCCCCCAAAUCCACCGGAGCCAAGAAGAAUGAAGAUGCCGUCCGCUGCAGCAGUAAAAAAGAGGCUGAAACGUAUUGAUGUUCACAUCCAAGGUGAAGAUUUCAAGCUUCGUGGACUAGUUCCAUUCCAUGCAUCCGUCAUCAAGCCAAAGCCUUCUGUGGGCAAAAUUUCAUACAUCAGGGUCCCAUCAGCUCACCGGUCCAAGGAGGUGGAGAGUCACGUGGCCUUCCCAAAGCCAGCGUCUCCCUACAUUGCAGCCCGGAAGAGAGCUCAACGUAGAGGGGUAACUGCGAGGAGGAUACGGAAACGGAGGCGACGGCGAAAACGCAAGCUUGGGUGUCAGAUAUUUCAGACCACAUGUGCAUCUCGACUGGGCUUCUGUCAACUGCCGGCUGAUCAAACAUGUAGUACUGCGGAGUCUUCCAAUAUGGUAAAUGUAAACGAAAAAUUGCAGGGGUAAAAAAAAGUAACGGGGGAAAAGCCAAACGGAGCAGACCCCCAUGCAAGAAAGAACAAUGUGGUCCUUGCCAAAUUUGUGGGAAAAUAAGCACAAGAUGGACUCACUUGUCAACAUUAAAAAAUGACACACUUAAGCAGUUUGUACUUCAAGUAUUGCCACAUCUGUCAUUACAUGAUUGUAUAUGUAAUGCUUGUCAUCACAAAUAUUCUAGGAAAUCAAAAAAUCCAGUGUAUACACCUGAAAAAACACGUGUCAAAAAAAGACCAAUAUGUUAUUUAAACAGUUUUAACAUGUGCUAUUCGAUGUCUACAGUAGACUCUUCAUUUUCAUUAGAACAGAUUCAGUCUUGUUUUCAAGUGCUGUUACAUGUAACACAUGCUUCUGAAAUUCCCAAUUUAAUCCCAUUAUGCGGUGCACACAAAUCACAGUUAUAUAAUUUUCACUCAAAUGCAAAGUGUGGGGUUUGUGGCAUCUUUUUUUCAUCUAGGUCCAGACGGUAUCUAUGUACAAAGUUAGAUAUAGAUAAUGCUUAUUUCCAACUUAAAGUAAACAAGGAGGAAACGGCUAUAACUGUGACGAGUUGUUUGUGCUACAAUUGCUACUGUGUGGCAAAAAGGGACACAGCACCUGACAUAACUUUAGAUGAUGUGCGACAAGGUUUAGACUUCACUGAAUUCGAUGAAGAAUUGAAUCAUACUGCUUAUGCACUCAGUAAUACAUGUAAGGAUAUUUGUAGGGGCUGCAGUUCUGAAGCUUUCCUCCUUGCGGAUCUUUAUGACCAGUUUCUUAUUAAUCUUGAACUUCAGUGCAAAAAGGAUUCCUCAUCUCCUGGUACAUGUUAUGAUUCAUGUAAAAAAGCUUGCAAUAGCAGAUGGUUACUUUCUGGAAUUCUUAACAGGUUCAGUAAUUUACUAGAAGUACACAAGAUGAUUGCCCGCAAGCAAAGCAUUUUAUUAAUUUACUCUAAUCUGGAUAUAAGAGUUGCACUUCAUAUGUCUUAUUCAAAGUUGCGGCAUCAACGACGUAAAACUGAAAAGGAAGCUCCCAUGGAUCAGAGCGAUAAACAGUUUUUUACCUCUCCGGGUGAUAUUGUCUCAAUGGCGCAGUAUGUCCUUCCCCAGAUUAAUGAAAAGCUGAAACAGCAGUCAAGAGAAAUAAUGGAACAUUUCACGCAGUUUCCUACCCAAAUUGCUGCAUUUGAUUUUAAUUCCCUUCUUGAAAUGAUUGAUCCGCUGGUGUGGAAUUGUGUAUCUGUACUAACUGCAAAUGUUGAUGAGCUGAAGUUCAUUCACAGUAAUGAAUUAGUUUGGGAUAGCAAAAAGGUCAUGUUCCCUUCAUAUUCCAAAUCACAUGGACUGCAGCGUAGAAACAGAAGGAUUGUCCUGGUGAUGUCAAUGCAGUUUGUUUUAAGCGAAUCAAACAAUUACCCAUUCCACAUCAUCAUUGCUAACUGUGUCAAGAGAUUGUCUCAUUCAUCCAAACUUAUCAGGUUACUGAAUCACUCAGGAUUGUGCACAUCUGAAGAUACUCUUGAUAGAUUCUUAGAGAAUAUUAAACAGCUUCGCCAGGAGGCAGGACUUCUGUCUACCAUUGAACCCACCUCUUUUACAGUAGUAAGCAUUGAUAAUAUUGAUGUACUUGCCAGUCAUGCUGCAAUUACUUCAACCGGUUCUGGAAGGAGCUGGCAUGGAACCUCUGUCAUGGCACAACAACCAAAACCAGUCACAGAAAAAUUAAGUCCUCUUGGGGAGUUAAUUGAAAAAUCACCAACGUCAUCAAUUCCAGAUUUUCAAAUUGUUCCCAUUUUUGGGGAUGGACGCUGUCUUUAUAGGUGCAUUGCAUCAUUUAGCAGAUCCGACAUCUUAUUUUGUGGCAGGAAUGAAGUUGGUAUACCAAUUGACAGUGUUUGUUUUCAGGAAGAGCAACAGUUGGCGGAUCAAAUUAGACGCAGUGUGUGUAUGUUUUUAGAACAACACAUAAAUUCCUUGGAAGGACUGCCUGAAGGAAUUCAGCAUGUUCUUUUGGAGUCCUCGAGUAAUGAAUUUUAUUCAUCAUUUGCAGAGAGAAUUAGUGACAACAAAAAUCCCAGUACAUAUGCUGGUCAUUUGGAAAUGUGUGCCCUUGCAUGUAUCCUGCAGACUGAUGUUCAUGUCUAUCAAAGAACUGUCCAGGGAAUGAAAUUGGUAGCAAGGUAUCCUAAUGAGCAGAUGUCACAUUAUCACAUAUGUUUACUAUAUCGCCCUGGUUCUAAUUCCUUGACUGCCCAUUUUGAUUUGCUCUACUGUGCAAACUGCAGACCCAGUAUUGAAGUUCUACUUGACAUGCACAACAUUCAUCAUGAUACGCCUUCUGUGAAUGUGCUUGACACAGUUUUUGAAAAAUGGCAAGCAGCCGUUCCUGUUCUGCACAAACCAAACUUCAUUAACCUUGUGUCAGGUGGUAUGUCUGGAACCAGAUCAGUUAAGUCAUGUCCAGAACACCUGCAGCAUCACGAAAGUAUUGCAGAAACAUUGGUUACAUCUGCAAAAGGUAGUACAUCUUGUGACACUAAAAAAGAGAAAGCAGAAGCAAGUCACAAACCUUCUAAAAGGAGACAAGUUGGGAGUUCAGCUUUACCUGUGCCAGAAAAAUCUCAUUUUUCAAUUCCACUUUUCAAAACAUUCAUUCGUCAAAACUUGUCACUUGAAAACUUUUUCCCUUCAGAUGAGGAAAAGCUUCAGGAAAAGCAACUUCAUUAUGAUGUAUUUAUGCAUGUUGCAGAGAGAUAUGUUUCUGUUACAGCCAAAACUGAGCAUACAGUUCCAGGUCUGAAAUGUAACCUGAUGUUACACUCAAGUCCCCGCUGUGAGAAGUCCAAAUUUUCUUACAUUUAUGUGCUGAACGAAAAGGCGGAUUGCGCUGGAACUGUAAAAUCUGUUGUUGGCCUUCUGUAUGACCUCUUCAAAAUCUCAAAAUCAGUUAACCAUCUUGUUCUUGCAGGAGAUGGUGCAACAGUAAAGAUUUUGCUGGAUGUGAAAAAAGAAUAUGGUGAAAUGCUAGACUGGGUUGUGCCUUAUUUAGGUGAUUGGCAUAUCUUGAAAAAUUUCCAAGAAGUUUUAAUGAAAAUAUUUUGGGAUGCUGGGUUAAAAGAUAUUGCCAAAACAACCCACAAAAGCAAAACACUCAACAACUUGAAAACUUGCAGUAAUUUUAAGAGAACUCAUCGAUUUAUAUUGCAAGUUUAUGAGGCCAUUUACAUUCAUCAAUUGAAAUCUUUUUUAGAUUUCAGAGUUGACAAAGACAGCACAUCCUGUUCAAUUAGCAAUUCAUCACUCCAUGAUACCCUCAUAAGCACUGUAGAGCAAGUGCAUAUUCAAGGGGAUUUUUGUAAUUACUUGGGAAUGGAGGAAUUCAUUUCAAAGGUACAUAGCAACCUUCAUGAAUUUUUGCCGAAUUUUCUUGAGGAGUUCACCGAGUAUUGUACCGAGAUGUCAACAAAAUUUGAAACUUUCAAGUUCUGGAAUAAUUUUCUGAAGGUGGAUUGCUUUUGCUAUAUACAGUUGUGGACAGCCAUGCGAACUGCUAACUGGGAUAUGCGACUUGUUGCCUUGAAAAGGAUGGGCCCGUUGUUCCAUGCAUUCGACAGGCAGAAUUAUUCCAAAAUGAUUCCUAUCCAUCUUUGUCAAAUGCAUGGUCUGCCAAGCUACAUCUUGGAUCACUUCAAAAAUGGUGCAUUUGUCUCGAGUAUUAAGGGGGUCAACUUUUCCUCGGUUGGACUAGAUGAGGCUCAUGAAAUGCUGAUCAACAAAGAUUGCAAAACAGCUUUGUCUCGAAGCCUGCCGACAAACAUGGAGAAAAUUGCUGAAACUGGUGGAGAUUGUGCCGUCUUCUUUGCAGUCCUCUGA
This is a messenger RNA of Patiria miniata (bat star), 4352 nucleotides long. RefSeq lists its product as uncharacterized. The transcript has 3 exons. NCBI's taxonomy places the organism in Eukaryota, Metazoa, Echinodermata, Asteroidea, Valvatida, Asterinidae. Bases 759 to 4352 code for a protein of 1197 amino acids. The record is from RefSeq and is a predicted model, not a curated record.